Molecule: messenger RNA, 1492 nt
Organism: Punica granatum (pomegranate)
Lineage: Eukaryota; Viridiplantae; Streptophyta; Magnoliopsida; Myrtales; Lythraceae
Source: RefSeq, a predicted model, not a curated record
GUGACCCGCGACGGGGCCUUAGCACCGGCCACCACCCCCAAUCGAGGUUCCACAGGCCGGAAUCGUAGUACCCCCACGGUGGGGCUUGACGCAGGCCACCGCCCCCAUUGGGCUUUUGAAUUAUCCAUUUCCAUUAGCUUUGAGAUUUGACUUGAUGAUACGAGUUUGACUCCCCUUCGCUGGAGAGAACUUCACGAAGACAUCCAUGGCUUCCCCCUUUCGACAGGGCCUCCUCCACUUCCCCAUCCUAAAUCCCACCGUCUCACCAUACCAUUUCCCUAAACAACUUCACGCGCCGCCGCCGGACCCCCCACUGAGAGCACGCAUAUAUAAGCCCCUCGCCCCCCAGCUCAGCCGCAAGUUGGACCGACAACAGCACGAGGCCCGAGUCGAGCACUGGAAGUGGAAGUGGAAACGGAACGGCCUGAAGAUCGAGCGAGGUACGAAGCUUUUGAAGGAUCUGAGCACUUGGGGCAUAGGUGGGCCCUGCGACUACUUUGUCCAAGUCUUCAACCGCACCCAACUCGUCUCCGCUGUGCGGUGCGGCAAAAGUUCCAAACUUUCCAAAUUUUUUCUGGCGGGAAAGCUAUGUGAUGUGAUCGUUUCCUUUAAAGGAUGCAGGUUCUGUCAGGAGAAUGAGAUUCCGUUCAUCAUCAUUGGGAACGGCUCCAACUGUCUCUUCGAUGACUCGGGCUUCAGGGGCUGCGUGAUCUUGAAUCGGAUCGAGUUCUUGGAGAGGAUCGAACCUGGAAUUUACAGAGUCGGCAGUGGCUUCGGGUUUAACCGCCUGGGCUUGCAAUGUUCUAAUGAAGGGUUCACCGGGCUGGAAUUUGCCGGCGGCAUCCCCGGGACUGUGGGGGGCGCCGUGUAUAUGAAUGCUGGAGCAAAUGGUCAGGAGACUGCUGAUGUUGUAGACAGUGUGAAUAUCCUAACAACUGAAUAUAAGCUUCAGAGAUACAGGAGAAACGAGCUCAACUUCGGAUACCGGUAUUCAGCAUGUCAAGAUAUGAACGAUUUAGCUGCCAUUGUCGAGGCAACUUUUCGACUUCAGAGCUCAGGCUCAGCGAGAACGAGACAGCUAGAAUAUUUGGAAAGGAGAAAGCUUUCACAGCCGAUCCGAGAGAAAAGUGCAGGGUCUGUAUUCCGAAACCCACCCGAUGAUGGAGUUUCAGCAGCAAAGUUGAUUGAAGAAGCUGGGUUGAAAGGGUUGAGAGUGGGAGGAGCGAUGGUUUCAAAGAUCCACGCCAACUUCUUCAUAAACGCUGGUGGCUCAACUUCACAGGACAUGCUUGAUCUCAUUGAUCUCGUUAAAGGUCAGGUUCGUAGGAAGUUUGAUAUAGAACUACAGGAAGAAAUUUCAUACAUUCAGCCAUGUAAUUUUUAGCAGCUUGGAUCUGGAAUAAGCAGAUGACAACCUUGUAACAUUCAAUGACAGACAUCAGAAAGGAACUCAUCGAAUAUCAAAACAAGGUCAGGUUCUUGUUCAUUAUGA